AUGGUGUCGCCCCGAUUGGUCCCGGUUGUCCAGAGCCUCAUCAGCACGGGCCUCUUUCUGGACGCUAUGACGUCCGGCGCCAUCACUCCCCUUCUCCCGUACCUAGUUGUCCGCUUCCGGGGUUCCGAGCAAACCGUCGCUAACCUGUUAGCAGUGGGUUACGGCGCAACCCUCGCCGCGAUGCUCCCUUCGACGAUCCUGCUGCUUAACACCGGCCACCUGCCCAUGCUCGCAAUGGGCCUCGUCGCGCUUUUGGUGUCAUGCGCCCUGCUCGGGCUCAACUAUAGCCUAUGGCAGCUUUACGGGGCGAUGGUUCUGACGGGGGUCAGUUCCGAAUUCAUAUUUGCGGCGGCACUAGCCAUGGUCACAAAACUUCACAAGUCCGGGGGGGCAGCGCAAGCAGAAGCCUCGCAAGGAGGGGGUGAGGAGACAGCUGAGGAGGGAGCCCAAGCGGCACCCCCGUGGCAAGUUUUACAGCUCGCGCUUUCUCCUCGCGCGCUCUCCCCGCGCGCGCUUCUGGCUAACUACGGGUUCAUAGGCCGGGAGAUGGGUGGCGCAGCUGAGGUGUCGAACCUUCUGCGCAGUUUGAGCUUCACUCUGGGAAGAAGUGACAUCCUUCGGACGGCUACUGUGGGACCGGUUUCCGGAAAGUAUACGGGGGGUCAAUUCGCCCGGGGGGGAUCAGCCGGCGUCGCUCUGAGUGCGCCCGCCAGUCCGCGGUCGCCUUCGGAACUAGACCGGAGGCACACCUCCCCGGUUCUUCCGAAGCCACCGGAAAAGCCCUCGGUUCCGGUGACCCUAUCCCUAGUUGGCCCUAAGCCCACUUUCGGUGGCAUUCCCGCUGCAAACACGUCGCUCGUUCUGGUUCCUUUACGUGUCGAGCAGAGACUUUCGAGCACGGUUGUUGAGCCGUCAGAAAGUGCAAGGAGCGGAACGGAAAGGCCGGAUUGUGCACCCGAAACGGGGUCUCAAGAGCAAGAGCGAGAAACGCAGAAAGAGAAGCAGGACAGAACGCCUUCGGCUAGUGGGUCGACGGGGUUGGUCCAAGGUGUGGGUCUGCUGUUUGCGGCCCAAUCGAUGGGCUACGUUUUCGGACCGUUCAUCGUCCCAAUUCUGUACGGUCUGGUCGACGCGUGGCUGCCCUUCCUGAUCAUCGGCCUUAUGACGGCAGCAAUCCUGGCGCUGAUUCUGCUGCUGAGCUCAGACCGUGUGGAACGAUGGGUGGCGUGUUGGACUGGGGACGCGGGAAAGGAGACCGGGGAUUCGGGGAGAGGCACGGAGGAAGAUAUUCUCAGGGCGCCGGAUGCAUGCGAGAGGGUUGGUGACGGGAGCGAUCAAAGCGCUUCAAUCCAAGUCGCAGGUGCCGGCGACAAACAAGAUGUGAAUGUUGAUGUCAGCCACCUUGACGAUCGUGACGUCACAGAAGUCGUGGGCAGUAGCAGAGAGAGGCAAGUGGGCGACGUUGAUGAGACUAGUGCAGGGGAAAUGCUCGGAGGUCUCAAAGGCAGAUCGGAGAAGAUUUUGGGUCUGAGCAAGCUGCGAGGGAGCUUUGGUUCAAAAGAAGUUGACACGAACGUUCGGGAACGGGUCGAAAAGGAGGAGAGAAGCACAGGUGUAGAAGGGAACCGGGAGGUCCAAGUGAGAGCUUGUGUUGAGGGGCCUGCAACCGGAGGUUGUGCCGAAAGCAAUGAAAAGCUCAACGGAGGCGAAGUCUCUAGAGAGUGUCAAGACACCCCGGGCAAGAGCGCGGCGCCGGCCCUAACACCAGCUGCCAUCCAAAGCUCCAGGCGCAAGCGCGAGAAGCACGUGACGCAGCGCGUGUUGCCAGAAUCGUACCACGAAGAAAAGGGCUCGCCUGGAGUCGAGUCGUCGUCCACGAGACAGCGUAGAGACAGCGGCUCUUUCAGGGACUCAAAUUCUUCGUUUCCGAGAGGAUCUGAUGUCGACUCGAGCCCAAGUCCGCUGGUAGAACUUUCCGAGGCGCUCCCUGAUCCUCACCUUCUGUGCCGUUUGCGGGAAGCGGAAAGCGCAACCGAAUCAAAGCCCGGGUUUAGCUCCCAAGCCUCAAACGGAGCGCUGGCGGGCACUAACCCGUCUCCUAAACCCGGGGCCAAAGGCAGAACCCCCUCGGUCCUCCGUUCCGUCGCCGGUCUCCUAUUGAGCGCCCACGCUUUCCCCGCCAUCCUAGUCGUCUUCGCAGAGGCGGUGGUAAUGGGCGCCGUGGACACCGUUAUCCCGCUGUUUCUCCUGGACACCUGCCACGUGUCGGCCGCUGAGAGCGGGCUCAUCUUUGGCGCGCUUGCGCUCGCGUACGCGGGCGCGGCGUACUGGCUGACCACGUGGCUGGUGGGGAGGGUGGGGGAUAUUCACACCAUGGUUCUCGGGGCGGUUGCCAUGGGGGUGGUCAUGCCGGUGAUGGCUAUGCGCGAGCUGUGCGCGCUCUGGGCUCAGAUGCUGGUGAUAAUCCCCAUUGGUUUUGGGAUGGCGCUCAUGGGGGGUCCCACUUUCCCCCGGCUCGUGGGCGCCCUUAAUCUUCGGGGAAGUCAAGACGACGGGGUUGCAGUCAUUUUUUAUGACGCUCUCUACUCGGGGGGAAUGAUCGUAGGGCCUUUCAUCGGCCUGUCACUUAAGAAUGCCACGUCAUCGGCGACAGUCUUGCAGAUCCUGAGCGGAUUCCUGGCGCUUGUAGUGGGCGCGAUCUACGUUGUCGAGUUCUUGAGUAGAGGGAGAGGGACCGAGUCCGAGAAGGGAGGAAUAAAACGGCAAAGUAGCACGAGCGCCCCUGAGGAGGCGAAUGCUGAAUGA
Klebsormidium nitens is the source of this 2805-nucleotide messenger RNA. Lineage: Eukaryota; Viridiplantae; Streptophyta; Klebsormidiophyceae; Klebsormidiales; Klebsormidiaceae. The record is from the annotation of a GenBank genome assembly.